AUUAAAAAAUCCCUAAAUAUAUAAAACAUUAGUGAUUAAUGAAACGACUUCCUCCAGUUAGACUUGUUAAGGUGUUUCAGAAGGAAGUUGUUAGUGGUUAAUGGCAACACAACAUUAUUUUAAGUUUUGAAAGACAGGAGUUAACACGGCAACACAAUGAAGUCAUUUUUGAGUCUUGGUAUUGGGAAAUCAUCUGCCAUUCUCGAGGCUCCCAAACCUGCGAGUGGUAUUCUGCCUCACCAGGAGGAAGAGAGUCUAGCGUACCUCUGGGUGGAGCUUACCAAAUCCGAGGCCGGCUGUUGCAAGAUCUUAAGUGAGGUGCGGAACUAUGGGGAAGCUGUUAAAGAUACACAGGAGGCAGAGGAGAAGUUGCUGAAAGACUUGGGCGCCUCCGGUCUGGCAGCAGUCUCCCCACAGAUGCAACAGGCGACCGAUGAGUACCUGUCUGUGGUCAUGGAGAUGAAGGCUAAGAGUGAAGAGACGAGCUCAGUAGUACAGCAGGUGAUGGGUGACCCGGUGAAGCAAUACCACGCACUGUAUGAACCUCUAGAUGCUCUCCGUAGACGGCGAGACGCUCAGCUGGUCGUCGUCCAGAAGUGCCAAGAUAAACUGGAUCGAUUGAAGUUAAAGGGUAAGCGUACCACCGAUGUGAUAGUGGAGAGAGACAGUGCACAGCGCCAACUGAAGGAAAUAAAUGGACAGUUACUCACCGAGGCCAAGAAAUUCCACUCCAUGCGGCAGCCGUUGUUACAGCCGUGCAUCCAAGCCUACAUCCAGACCCUGGUUGACUACUACGGCACAGCAAACUCUCUCUUCAGCAACUUUAUCCAGACCAGCCGGGGAGCUCACCAGAUCAAAGACGCCGAGUAUGAGGCAACGAUGGGAGACCACUUGAGGAAAAUUAAAUCCCUCAAAAUUGUAGCUACUUAAAAAAAGAGUCAUAAGAAGUCCUGAUGGCGCUCAACCAAACGACGCGAGACUCACUUGUGACCUCCAGCACCUACGUCACACCACCGGACACAGGUGAGGCACACCUACUUGAUAAGAGCUUGUUUACCCUUACCAUGGCACCACCUGGUUACUGUUGGCCGCGCCAUCUGGGUGACCUUUAACACAAGUACCCUACCAUAACACCUCUGAUCCCUUAACACAACAAAAUUCGAGGUUGCUGAUGUUAUAAUGUAUUACAACGUCUCAACAACGUAUACUCGAUUCGUUAUAAGAAGCCCCCUGAAAGAUUACUGUAGUGGUCCAUUUCUUUGUACAGAAGAUGGUUUUUCCCAAGAGGCUUUGCUUGUUUGUAGUACAGUACAGAUUGAGUGAAUGAGUUACCAAGUGAAAAUGCAGCCUGUCUUUGCUUUAACCUAACCUAACCCACACCGAGAUAAAAGCUAUGGAGGAAGUGUGAGGUGGAUCUGGUGAAGCGAAGU
Homarus americanus (American lobster) is the source of this 1430-nucleotide messenger RNA. RefSeq lists its product as uncharacterized. Gene Ontology annotation, cellular component: actin cortical patch. The coding region runs from base 157 to 930 and encodes 257 amino acids. The record is from RefSeq and is a predicted model, not a curated record. The transcript is spliced from 7 exons. Gene Ontology annotation, molecular function: lipid binding. Gene Ontology annotation, biological process: plasma membrane tubulation; endocytosis; actin cortical patch localization. NCBI's taxonomy places the organism in Eukaryota, Metazoa, Arthropoda, Malacostraca, Decapoda, Nephropidae.